AUGACAUUAGAAAAGUUUGUAGAGCAUGUUGGAGAUGCCAAUAGCUGUAACAAUAAUGCUAGAAUACAAUUUGAAGCAUUUAAAGAUCAAAGACAUAGUGUGGCAAAUAUGUUUAGAUCAAAUGCUCGUGAGGUGGAUGUUGCUUAUCGCUUCCAUUUGACGGCUUCAUUGGUUGUGACUCGUUUUCUAUUGAAGCAAAGAUUGCCUUUUCGUGGACAUGAUGAGUCAACUAGUUCUUCAAAUCGAGGUAAUUUUCUUGAGUUGCUUCAAUGGUAUAGUGAUCAUAAUGAUGUUGUUUCCAAAGUUUUGGGUUCAAAUGCUCCUGCUAACAAUCAAAUGACUUCCCCACAAAUUCAAAAAGAUUUAGCACGUGCUUGUGCUUCAGAGGUUACACUUGCUAUAAUUAAUGAUAUUGGGGAUAAAGUGUUUACUAUAAUGAUUGACGAGGCUCGAGAUGUUUUAUUGAAAGAGCAAAUGGGAGUAGUUUUUAGAUAUGUGAAUGGUGAAGGAUGUGUGAUUGAAAGAUUUAUUGGAAUUGCACAUGUUGUUGAUAUUUGUUCACAUUCUCUGAAAGAUGCUAUUAGUGAUUUAUUUGAGAAACAUGGUUUAUAUCUCUCAAAAUUGAGAGGUCAAGGAUAUGAUGGAGCUACAAACAUAAGAGCUUCAAUUAUAAUUGCCAAGAAUAUUAUGUCGGUGAAGGACUUUUGUAGCUAUGUUUCCAUGAUAGUGCAUACGACUGGAGCAUCUUGCAAAAGAAAAGAUCAACUUAGAAUGUUACAACAUGAGAGAUUAAUGAAGGAACUAAAUGAUGAAGUAAGGAUAAGUGGAAGAGGUCAAAAUCAGGAAACUAGUUUGGCAAAACCUGGAGAUACUCGAUGGGCCUCACAUUAUUUUACAUUGCUUCGUUUAUGUGCUAUGUGGCCUUCAGUUGAGAGAGUGUUGGAAAAUGUACGUGAUGAUACCAUAAGCUCUGAAGUUAGAAGUACUGCAAGAGGUUUGCUUGGAAAGAUGAACAACUACGAGUUUGUGUUUGUGAUGCACUUGAUGAAAUAUUUGUUAGGAAUCAAAAAUGAGUUGUCAUUUGCCUUACAGAAAAAGGAUCAAAAAUAUUGUGCAAGCCAUGUCAUUGAUUGA
Molecule: messenger RNA, 1134 nt
Organism: Salvia miltiorrhiza (redroot sage)
Lineage: Eukaryota; Viridiplantae; Streptophyta; Magnoliopsida; Lamiales; Lamiaceae
Exons: 2
Coding region: 1-1134 (377 amino acids)
Source: RefSeq, a predicted model, not a curated record